Molecule: messenger RNA, 3290 nt
Organism: Klebsormidium nitens
Lineage: Eukaryota; Viridiplantae; Streptophyta; Klebsormidiophyceae; Klebsormidiales; Klebsormidiaceae
Source: the annotation of a GenBank genome assembly
CCGGAUCUCAGUCUGCCAACUGAGAAAAGGAGAAGGACCUCAGCCUCAGGUUCUGCAGAAGCACUGGGGCUGUGGUCACCUUAAGAUGCAGGUCACUUUUGCCAAUUGUGGACACCAGCUGCUAUCCUGCGGGCCAUCCUGGGAGCUGAUGAGCUUGCGGAGCAACUGUGGAGAGUGGUAGCGCGUCGUGUGGAAGUUAGCAUUGCGUUCACUUGAAGCUCUCUGGCAGUAGUACUUGAAUCUCAGUAGCUUAAGAUGGAAGACCAGCUAGAUCUGCAUGGCGGCGGAGCCAGAUUCAUGGGACUUUUCUCUGGGAUUUUGGGAUCCUGGCUUUGUUCUGCUUGAAGAUGGUCAACCACUUCAUUGAUAAUCUUUUUCCCCAUCUUUCUCCCACGAGACGAGCAGUUGCACGGACCACCAAUGGGCAGGGCAGUCCCCUAGGAGGCGGCAGAAUUGUGUGUCGUAGAUGUAAGAGGAAGUUUGUGUCUUUUCAGCAGCUGACCAACCAUCAGCGAAAGGAGGGGGGCUGCACUCCUCCAAGGUCUACUGCAUCUGGUACUGCAGUUGCUUCCUCAACUCCUCCACCAUCGUCGCCGCUCCGGCAGUUCAAUGCUUUUGAUGCUCCCCUUGGACACUCUCUGUCCCCCGUUCCAGAUUCCCUAACUCCUCCACAAAACCAUACUUCUAGUCAGGAUGCAGCUGGCGCGGGUAACUCUGAAGAAGCUGAUACUUCAUACCACCAUUUAAUAUCUCCAGAGCCAAGGACAUCUGCAGUAGGACAGCAGGUAGGCGCGCGCUUUGAACAGAUUCCUUGCCGCGAUGGGCCCAGCACCUUUGCUUCUGAAGAUCCAGAAGAAGAGAAGAGGCAAGAGGUAGUAGCAUUCAUCAAAAACUGCAAUGGGGGCAAAGGGCUCUCACGAAAGGACCAGAACUGGCUACUGAGUUUCGCCGAGGUUCCUGGGUUGGAGAGCGAUAAGGACGUGCAGAAGCAUAUUGACGCGCUUCCGAAACCAGAAGGCUGGUCCAGGAUCAACCUUGCGGACCCCACGGAUGGACAAGACCUCUUCCUCGACUAUUGUGAUGCAUAUACUGCUGUUUUGGAUCUGUGGAGGGAUCCCAUACACGCUGGAAAGCUGAUCUUGAAGCCGAGGGUACUGCGCGGCAGAAAUGGGGAGCGCCGGUACAAAGAGGCCCAUACCAGCGUCUGGUGGAAUGAAAUGCAGAAGUUGAUUCCCGCUUCGGACACAGUGCUGGCGCUGAUCCUUUACAGCGAUGGGACACCGCUCAGUUUGAGCGGACGACUCAAAGUGCGCCCGGUCAUUUUGAGCCUUGCCAACAUUCCCAAGGAGCUUAGGGGGAAGCUGUCUGGUUGGGUUCUCGUGGGCUACAUUCCAUACGUGGAACCACGUCCAGAGUUUAGUCUCGCGGAGGGCUCGGAGGCGCUCCGCUUACGGCAGCUCCAGAUAUGGCACGACUCCUAUCGGAAGAUUCUGGAGCGCUUGAAACUUUACACUCUGACGGGCAUGGAGGUUGAGGAUGCAAACGGAGUAAAGACGACAGUUUGGCCCAUGAUAUACGCCGUCGUAACUGACUGGCAGGAAGGAUGUGUCGCUGCAGUCCUCAAAGGCUGGUCAGCAAACCCGGUUGAGAACGCGCUGUGGGAUUGGAAGGGCGGCAACACAAAGUCUGGGAACGUUUAUCGUUCCAUACUACCAGAGAUCAUGCACCAGCUAGACCACGGGGUAGUACCCAUGCUCUUCGAGCUCGUGGGCAACUACGCCAAGGACAAGUUUGGAGCGAAGGAAGGGAAUAAGCGCCUGGCUUUAGCGAACAAGCGCUUUCUUUCUUUCCGGAACACACACCCGGGUCUCCGCCUGCCCAACAUCGACUUCCUCGGCGGUUCCUCUUUUGUGACUGCCUUCGAGCAUCGGCACAGUCUGUCGGUGGCCGUCUAUGCAGUCGUGGGCGUCUUUACCCUGCCCAAUGGGCGUGACGAGAUAACUCCUCUUUUUCGAGACUUUGCUGAUGUGUACCUUGACUUCGCAGUCAGGCACAAGAGCCGAGGUCACACCGAUGCGUCCUUGGCCAAGGUCGACGCUGAUUGGGAUAAGGUUCUAGCUAAGAUGAAGAGGAUUUUGCCAUACCAGGCCUCGGGUUGGGGCACCUCAAAGGUACACACGAACGCGCAUUCGACCGAGUCGGUCAGUCUUAAAGGUCUCCCCGGGGAGUACUCUGCCGAUAAUUACGAGUCGAGUCACAAGAGGACGGCGAAGAAUCCCUUCAGGGCUUCCAACAAAAACCAUAUGCAGCUGCAAAUGGUAAAGCAUGUGACCGACCGACUCGCCCUUCGAAAAGCGGGGAAGGAUUACUUCGUUCCAACUCAAAAGGAGACGGCUCUCCGAAAACGGGCUAGGGACCAGAAGACCAACCUGCUAAGCGUGAAAGGUCGCCCUCUCCGGCUCUUCCGACUGUCCAGGCAGUCCCUGCGGGAUGGCAAUCGAGAUCCCGCACUUCUCGCACAGCCCGAGCUGGUCCAUCUCGAGCGCGUUCUUCGUUCGCACCUCGGGGGAAAUCCCAGAGGUACGCGAGCUUUGCUGGCGAACCUUCCUACCGUCCAAGACGCCAAGGUUAUACGACACAUGACGCUUGCGAUUGCAAGAGCGCGCCAGCCUGACGGCAGUUUGAAGACGGAGUUGGCUCGGGCGAACCCAUGCUUCGGGCAGAACAAGCGGCCCGUUUUCAGCAGCGUGGUUGUGGAUGGAGUAGGGCCGGAACGACGAGGGCGAUUGGAGCGGACCGAUUGGUAUGCACAGCUUCGUUUGUUGUUUUCCUGUGUUGAUCACCGAGGUCGGAAGCGCGCCUAUGCGUUCGUGAAGUGGUAUCAGAAAACGGGCCCACAAGACGGAACGAGGAGCGUUCGUUUGAAAUGGGAAAUGGUAAACGGGCCCAACGGGGUUGAGCAGGUUCGGUAUGACGUCAUAGGUCUUCAGACAAUAAAACGGCUCGAGCACAUUCUCCCAGAUCCAAAUAACGAAGGUAUGUUUUAUGUCAAUGAAACGCGUCUGGUCUAGGGCCGCGCAUGCGGCGCAAGGUUGCUAAGACCGUCAACAAAGUAAGCGUAGUUUAGUAACAAUUAUUCCAUUAAUCUGACUCAAGAGCGCUUGAUUGGAUCAGACAGAAUUGUACAUUACGACUAACAUAUGUUAUUGAAGUUUGAGUUGUCAGUUCCAAUACCGACACUUGUUUCGGGGCUUCUCGACAUUGUCGCAUUUAACAAUUUUCUUUGUCUG